UAGUUAAUAGUUAAAAGUUAACCAUGGUUCGGUUAACAUUAAACCCUUUUUCCUCUUUUAACAAACCCCAAAACCUUUCUUCAGAUUUUCUCUCUGCUUUUCACAAUCUUCGUCUCAAUUUUUUCCUGCAAAAUUCCGAUCGCCAUGGAUGAUGGAGCUGUUGAGAUACGUGAAGAGCAACGUGACAGACGUGAAGAGAAACGUCGAUUGAUCGUUCGAUUCGUCGCCGCAGUAGCGCUCGAUCUUUUCACCGGAGUCUACAAACGAGCAGCUGGUUUCGACGGUUCAGAUCCAAAUUCGGGAACGGAGACGACAGAGAACGAACACAGUGCGUUCUUUUGGGCAGCGAUUUUCAACAAAGUAGCUCAUUUAUCUUGUAUGUUGGUCAUUUUUCAAAUACUUUCCUCGGUGGUGGUGUUGGGACGACGGAUGCGAAGUCACCGAGAAGACUGCGAUAUGAAGCUUCUGGGUGGUUUCAUCAGCGUAACGAUCUCGCUCUGUCUCAUGGCGUAUCAUCGCUGGUGGGUGAGUUGUUAGUCGAUCUCUGCUUUCUUCGUUUAUUAAGACCAUCGCCGAAUGGUUUCAAUCUCUAUCUCGCCUAAUGUGCUCGCUCUCUUGGGUUACCUUGGCUAGUUCGUCGUGGCGUGAGUCAGAAUCAUCCUCUGCUUUUUCUUUGUAUGGAACGGUGUCGUUUUAGUGAGAUCAUCUCUCUUUCUUCUCUUCUUUUCUUUUUUCUCCGUUUCUUUGGUUUGGGAUUGAGCAUGGUUUGUUGAUAGAGGUCUUGAACAUGAUUUUAUAAAUACCAUUUGAUAUUGAAGUCCAA
Arabidopsis lyrata subsp. lyrata is the source of this 823-nucleotide messenger RNA. RefSeq lists its product as uncharacterized. NCBI's taxonomy places the organism in Eukaryota, Viridiplantae, Streptophyta, Magnoliopsida, Brassicales, Brassicaceae. The transcript has a single exon. Bases 145 to 537 code for a protein of 130 amino acids. The record is from RefSeq and is a predicted model, not a curated record.